This is a messenger RNA of Condylura cristata (star-nosed mole), 1161 nucleotides long. It is a transcript of the gene POPDC2, whose product is annotated as popeye domain containing 2. Gene Ontology annotation, molecular function: cAMP binding. Lineage: Eukaryota; Metazoa; Chordata; Mammalia; Eulipotyphla; Talpidae. The transcript is spliced from 3 exons. The record is from RefSeq and is a predicted model, not a curated record. The coding region runs from base 1 to 1107 and encodes 368 amino acids. Gene Ontology annotation, cellular component: sarcolemma.
AUGAGCACCAACAGCAGCAGCACCGUUUUGCCGCACCUCUGGCAGGGGCCAGUGUGCAUUGGCUGGAAACAAGAUAUAGAAGGAGCUGUCUACCACCUGGCCAACUGCUUCUUGCUCCUGGGCUUCAUGGGGGGCAGUGGGGUGUAUGGAUGCUUCUACCUCUUUGGCUUUCUGGGCACAGGCUACCUGUGCUGUGUGCUGUGGGGCUGGUUAGAUGCCUGUGGCCUGGACAUCGUCCUCUGGAGUUUCCUGCUGGCAACAGCCUGCCUGCUCCAGUUAGCAUACCUGGUAUACCGCCUGCGGGAGGACACCCUCCCUGAGGAGUUCGAGCUCCUCUACAAGACAUUGUGCCUACCCCUGGAGGUGCCCCUGCAGGUGUACAAGGAGAUUAUUCACUGUUGCAAGGAGCAGGUAUUGACUCUGGCCACCGAACAGACCUAUGCUGUGGAGGGCGAGACGCCCAUCAAUCGCCUGUCCCUGCUGCUCUCUGGCCGGGUUCGUGUGAGCCAGGAUGGGCAGUUUCUACACUACAUCUUUCCUUACCAGUUCAUGGACUCUCCUGAGUGGGAAUCACUGCAGCCCUCAGAGGAAGGGGUGUUCCAGGUCACCCUGACUGCAGAGACUGAAUGUAGCUACAUUUCCUGGCCCCGGAAAAGUCUCCACCUUCUUCUGACCAAAGAGCAAUACAUCUCCCGCCUUUUCUCUGCCCUCCUUGGCUAUGACAUCUCCGAGAAACUCUAUGCACUCAACGAGAAGCUCUUCUCUAAGUUUGGACUGUGCUUUGACAUCCGUCUUCCCAGCCUCUAUCAUGUCCUGGGUCCUGCUGCCCCAGAUGAGGAGCCAGAGUAUGAGAAGGAAGAUGAGGAAGUCUUUGAGCCAGCAAAGCCCCCUCCUCAGGCCACACCCACAUUUAUCCAGCCAGAAACCCCUUACUCUCCUCCCCCAGGGGCCACUGACCCUCCUCUGCCUCCCUCCAGGCCCCGGAUCCCCAGGCCUGACAGCAUCCUGGGUGAGGACUGCACCAGUCUGGUGCUGGAGGACUUUGAGGAGGUGUCAGGUUCAGAAUCAUUCAUGGACUAUAGAAGUGAUGGGGAAUACAUGAGGUGAGGCGAGAACUGAUGGGGGGGCACAGCCACCGGCCUUAGGAUCCUGUGUAAGUAU